CCUGUCUGUCCCAGGGAGCUCCAGGAGCCCUGCUCGCUCUGUGUGGUGCCCGGCCGCCCACAGGGUUGCGUGGGGCAGCCUGGCUGGCUCACUGGAGGGGGUGGGUUUAUUUCUUUCUGCCAGAGCGGAUCCCCACUAGCUGGCUGGAUGUCCCUCUACCACUCUCUCCAUGAAUGGGACUGUUCCAUUGGGUGGAAACCUUGAAUGAAAACUAGGGAGGUUCCAGUCUGCUCUGCUCUUCCAGGAGAGAGGAGGAGAGGAAAGGAGAAGAGAGGAGAAGAGAGGCGAGAAGACUGGAGAGCGAGCACCAAUCUCGGCAGCUCUUGGCUGACCUGGUGCCCUCCUCACUCAGGACCCUCCAACCAGCCUCUCGUCUCCAGCGCUCCCAGGCUGCCUGAUUCCCCCAAUGGCCAGGUAAACAGAGAAGCUGAGUGGGCAAAGCUGCCCCCCUCCCAGCCGUGCCCCACCCCCGAGUUGAGAUUGCAGCCAGCAGCCUCUCACUCCCCAGCUUGCCUGUUCAGAUCACAACAGCAGGGGUAAGCAGCGGCGGCGGCAGCUGUUCUCACUCACUCCAGCUCGAAUUCAGCUUCCGAGAUGCCAGAGCAGAGCAACGACUACCGUGUGGUGGUGUUUGGGGCAGCCGGAGUCGGAAAGAGUUCCCUGGUCCUGAGGUUUGUCCGGGGCACUUUCCGGGAAACCUACGUGCCGACCAUCGAAGACACCUACCGCCAAGUGAUCUGCUGCGAGAAGAGCGUCUGCACCCUCCAGAUCACCGACACAACAGGUAGUCACCAGUUCCCAGCCAUGCAAAGGCUGUCCAUUUCCAAGGGUCACGCCUUCAUCCUGGUGUACUCGGUCACCAGCAAGCAGUCCCUGGAAGACCUGCUGCCCAUCUACGAGCAGAUCCGCCAGAUCAAAGGCGACGUGCAGAAGGUCCCCAUCAUGCUCGUGGGCAACAAAACCGACGAGGACCAGCGGGAGCUGCAGGCCAGCGAGGGGGAGGCUCUGGCCAACAAGUGGAAUUGCUCCUUCAUGGAGACCUCGGCCAAGAACAACUCCAACGUUCAGGAGCUCUUCGAGGAGCUGCUCAACCUGGAGAAGAGGAGACCUGUGUGCCUACAGGUGGACGGGAAGAAAGCCAAGCAGCCCACUAGAACCGACCGGCUGAGAGGCAAGUGCUGUCUUAUGUAAGCCCCAAGGGUCGCCCAGCAGGACCCUUCGCUUUCUCUGCAUGGUGUCUGGCUUAGGGGCAUGGACUACUCCCCCCUGUUGGAAAGGGUCACCCACAGCAUCACUGAUUUUUUUUUUUCAUGAGGAAUCUUAGCUCGUGGUUCAUGCUAUUUAAAAAAAAAUGGAUCCGAAAAAACGUCCUUUGGGGGAGGGGGGUGGGAGAAAAACCCAAAUGUGACCAAGACAUUCAACAUUUACUGGAGGGGGAGGGACUAAUGACUCUAUUGACUUUACACACAAAAAAAAAAAAAGAAAAAGAAAAACAAGAAACAAGACAAAUCCGGCGGCAUCCAGCAUUCACUGUGUCGAAGUAUUCUGAACUUUGAAGAAAAUAUUUGCCAAAACCCCCAAAUUUGAAUCCCCAGGCCAGGACGUGUUUUGAAUAAUGUCAUAACCCCCCUUUUUAUAAUACCACGAGUCAUAUUGCUUUUUAGCAUUUGGGAUUGCUUGACCAAGAACCCCUAACUUGCCUAUGCUGUAAAUACUUUAAGAACCCCAUCUUCAGAAUUCACCUUGAAUCAAUUUGCUGUUGAGUCUGGAAGACCUAAUUCAGAAGCCCGGGAAGCUGUGCUGUCUCGACUGGUAGAUUCAGGGGUGGAGAGGAAGAUACUCGCUUACCAAAGAUGUGCUUAGAUGUCUCAGAAAUAAAGUUCCAAUCGUGUGUGUCUGUGUGUGUGUGCUUGUGUGUCCGUGUGUGUCGCUCAGCAGCUACGGAGGCAUGUGGCCGUGAUUUAGGAAUAA
Molecule: messenger RNA, 1971 nt
Organism: Dromiciops gliroides (monito del monte)
Lineage: Eukaryota; Metazoa; Chordata; Mammalia; Microbiotheria; Microbiotheriidae
Gene: DIRAS3
Product: DIRAS family GTPase 3
Exons: 2
Coding region: 595-1191 (198 amino acids)
Biological process (GO): signal transduction
Cellular component (GO): plasma membrane
Molecular function (GO): GDP binding; GTPase activity; GTP binding
Source: RefSeq, a predicted model, not a curated record